AUGUUGUCAACAACUUCUGAGAAGCCCAGUGAAGAGUCGGUCAACGCCCAGGGACGCGAUAGAGCCAUUGACGAUUAUGUAGCAAGCAUACCGAACGCCACGGACUGGUAUCCCAACGCCCUGCAGGACCCUGGAAACCCACAGAACUGGUCCUCUGCUUCAAAGGUGUUCCAGACAUUCAUCCCGAUAUGCGUCGGACUACUCGCCCCUUUCGGCUCUUCAGUCUACACUCCCGGCCUCGAGCAGGUUAUGGACGACUUCGGCAUAUCCAGAGAGGUCGCGCUGCUGCCAUUCGUGUUCUACCUUCUCGGGCUGUCGUUUGGGCCAGUCAUCGCCGCACCAGUCUCAGAGACAUACGGUCGUCGCAUAGUGUAUCUGUCAGCACUACCCGUCUUCGCCGCCUUCACUAUUGGGGCUGGCUUCUCGAGCAACAUCACGUCCCUCGUUGUAUGCAGAUUCUUCGCUGGACUGGUUGCUAGUCCCGGACUCGCGAUUGGAUCUGGGUCAACAGCCGACUUGUACCGUCCACACAAACGAGCUGUGCCAAUGGCAGUGUUUGUUACAAGUGUUCAAAUGGGCCCGGUAUUGGGACCAUUGAUCGGCGGGUUUGUCACAGAGAAGCGAAAUUGGCGCUGGACGCAGUGGGUCAUCCUUUUCGGAAUCGCCAUCGUGCUUACGAUCUCUCUUGGAGCGAAAGAGACAUAUAAGACAACCAUACUGAAGUCCCGAGCCAAGCGUUUGGGUAUCGAAGGGCCAGCUGAACCACAACGUACUCCCAUGGAAUCCUUCAAGUACUUUGCCAAGAAGACCAUCGUGCGACCGCUACAUAUGACAGCGACCGAGCCGAUGGUGCUAUUCUGGAACCUCUACACUGCAUUCUUGUUCGGCCUACUCAAUGCUUUCUUCGCUGCAUUCAGCUACGUGUUCAGGACCACUUACGGAUUUGGGCUUGGAAGCAUUGGCUUGACGUACCUUGGGCAAGCCGUGGGAAGUCUGGCAGGUCUGGCCAUCACUCUCUUCAUAUUCGAGGUCAUCUGGACUAAAGAGCACGCAAAGCUGCGAGAGGCUGAUCCUCAAGCAAAGUUCCCGCCAGAGAGGAAGCUGAUCCUGGCGAAAGUCGGCGCACCGCUCUUGCCAGUCAGCUUAUUCUGGUUCGGCUGGACAGCGAGACCCUCGGUCCACUGGCUAGCUCCCGUGGCUGCAGAGGCUCUCUUCAGCUGUGCCAACCUUCUGAUCUUCACGUGCGCACUCAUGGCGUUGCAGGACUGCUAUGGAUCACAGUACGGCGCAUCCGCAGCCUCGUCAAACACAUUUGCGAGAUAUUUGGCUGCAUUCGCGUUCCCGCUGCUCGCGGUGCAAAUGUUCGAAGGUCUGGGAAAUGGGUGGGCAGCGAGUCUCCUAGGCUUCGUCAGUCUGCUACUACUGCCGAUUCCAUUUGUGUUCGAACGUUACGGCGAGCGCAUUAGAGCGAAGAGCCAGUACAGGCCUGACGAAUGA
Messenger RNA from Fulvia fulva, 1497 nucleotides. RefSeq names its product Polyamine transporter 4. Gene Ontology annotation, molecular function: spermine transmembrane transporter activity; spermidine transmembrane transporter activity. The transcript has a single exon. The record is from RefSeq and is a predicted model, not a curated record. Gene Ontology annotation, biological process: transmembrane transport; spermidine transport; spermine transport. Lineage: Eukaryota; Fungi; Ascomycota; Dothideomycetes; Mycosphaerellales; Mycosphaerellaceae. Bases 1 to 1497 code for a protein of 498 amino acids.